AUGGCGUGUCUUAAGUCUUCACCUCUAUGGGAUCAUGUUGUUACUUUAAAGUUAGAAUCCAACAUGAGAGUGCGCCUCAAUGAGGACCCAUCGUCAGAAGAUUUUGCAAGGGACAUUCUCCUUCUUGGCAAUGGUGAAGUUCCAGAAGACGGAAAUGAAGAUGUUGACAUAAGUAACAUUUGUACAAUAGCCAGUACUAUCCAGAGUCUUCAAGCACAGGUUUUUCCAGGCCUAGAAGUCAAGAAUGGAGAUCUAGAUUGGCUUUGCCAAAGAGCCAUUUUGGCUCCUAAAAACAUUGCGGUCAGUGCAAUCAACAACAGCCUCUUACUGCAUUUGCCUGGGGAUGUGACAGUCUAUAAAUCAGUAGACACCAUUCCCAAUCAGGAUGAGGUAGUUGAUUAUCCCACUAAAGUUUUGAAUUCCUUGGAGCCUUCAGGUGUACCUCCACAUAUUCUUACUCUUAAAGUAGGUAGCCCUGUUAUGCUGAUAAGGAAUUUAAAUCCACCGACAUUGUACAACGGUACACGCCUUGUUAUCACAAAAUUACUUCCCUAUGUCACUGAAGCAACAACUAUGACCGUUUGUGGUAAAGGUCAAGACAUCUUCAUACCACAAAUUCCCCUUGUGCCUUCGGCUGCUGACUUACCCUUCACAUUCUGCAGAGUGUAG
Messenger RNA from Octopus bimaculoides (California two-spot octopus), 669 nucleotides. RefSeq lists its product as uncharacterized. The record is from RefSeq and is a predicted model, not a curated record. NCBI's taxonomy places the organism in Eukaryota, Metazoa, Mollusca, Cephalopoda, Octopoda, Octopodidae.